This is a messenger RNA of Cantharellus anzutake, 1347 nucleotides long. RefSeq lists its product as uncharacterized. The record is from RefSeq and is a predicted model, not a curated record. The transcript is spliced from 3 exons. Bases 1 to 1347 code for a protein of 448 amino acids. Lineage: Eukaryota; Fungi; Basidiomycota; Agaricomycetes; Cantharellales; Hydnaceae.
AUGCUACACGCGUCCCUUGAUGCAUCUCCGCUUUACUAUGACCCUAUUUCUGGAAAAUUCACUCCAUCCAAGCCGUCAGGGAGAGCGGAUUCCGAACGCAACAAAAGCCAUGCAAUACGUCCAACUCCCCAGCCACGCCGACCAAAACUCCGUGUUGAUGAGAAGCCAACACAGCGAAAGCUCCGGAAAACCGAGAAGCGUCAUGGAACCGCGUCGCGCCGUCACCGACGUUCAGGCGCUCGACGUCAAGCUCCAGAUCCCUCGAUUGAACAAAUAUCGGAGGGAAAUUCUGGCCCCCUCCAUAGUUCGAAGUUAUCUCCUGACAGUCACACUCGUGAAUACCAAUCUGAGAGGUUGCAGUCCGUUUCUUCCCCGUUUGUCUGCACCGAUAACUUGUCUUCCCCUCACCACAUUGGAGAGGUAUUGGAGAAAGACGACUCACCAAUGGAUUCUUCAGCAUUACCGGCCAAUGGUCUACCAUCCUCCAGCUCAAGGUCUCGAACCAAUACCCACACCAAUGCUGCUGGUGCCUCGAAUGAAGUUCCUGAGAUAGCAUAUCUUUCUCCUUCACCGUCCUGCAGUGAUUUUUCUCAUCAACGAGACGCAUCAUCAUCGACUUGUUUCCCUUGUAUUCCAGCCAUCCUGGAUAACAUAUACCCUUUCGUUAAUCUUGAUCUGCCUUCGGAAGUUGACCUGAGGCAGUUGCCUGAUGAUCCAGUGUCUGUUGAACGUAUCCUCGUGGAACGAAGGCGGGCAAUAAAUUGUUUUAUCUCUGUUGCCGCAGAGUACAAACGGAAAGGGAUGCCAGAGAAUGCGGAGCGCGUAGCCGUGGUUGGGUUGAGGCUUUGGGCAAGUAGAGCAAAAGAACACUCAUCCCUGGUCGUCCCCAUACUGCUGUUUCUGGCUUCCUUGUGGGUUGAUACCAGUCCAUCUGAAGAGACAGAAAAUGCCAAAGUGGCGUAUCAAAUGCGUGCCAUGGCGUAUCUAAGGCAAUUUGAGGCGCUCGAUGGUGAUCGGUGGACAAAGUUUCGUGAUAUAACGAUCGCUGAUAAAACGUCGAAUCUUCAUGACCUCGUUACCUCCCUUCCUAUCUCCGUUGGCUGCAAUAAUCCAGAAAAUGACAUCACUGAUGCUAGUCCGAUAGGUUCCUCAGAAUCACUGUCGGUGUUAACGGCGGAGCUACAGCAGGAACGGUCAUCUAAGCGCACGGCAGAGGACCGCUACCACAAGGCUCUGCUAUCUCAGAGGCAGCUCGAGGAUGUCCUAAUUAAGAAAGACAAAUUGAUAAGGUCAUUGGAGGAUGAAGUCAACAGGCUGCAUGCCCAGUUUAUCGAAGCCGGCACAUAG